Molecule: messenger RNA, 549 nt
Organism: Mollisia scopiformis
Lineage: Eukaryota; Fungi; Ascomycota; Leotiomycetes; Helotiales; Mollisiaceae
Exons: 3
Coding region: 1-549 (182 amino acids)
Source: RefSeq, a predicted model, not a curated record
AUGUCCGACGACGAGCUGGACAGAGAAUGGAAACCCUCGGCAAGACCGCAGUCGACAAUGGCUCGAUCCUUUUCUCUCGCUCUCAAUGACCUCUUCAAAAUCGAUAACAGCGUGGCAGAUCUGGAUGCUGCCGUCUACGAGAAAAAGAAAGCCGUCUCCACCCAGACCUCCGAACUCGAAGCACUUGAAGCCCGACUGAAGGCGACCGAGGAACGAUUGAAGAAGGCCAGUGCAGGAAGUCCGCCAGGCAAGUCAUCAACUGGCAGAUCCAGUCCUCGAUCGAGAGUACCUCUCGGCGAUACGUUCAAGGAAGAAGAGCAGGCAACCAGUCCACUUGCAUCCGAAUUCAGAAUAUCCCGACCGAAUACCGGUCGACCACAAACAAAGGAGGAAUGGAAGCCAGAUACAUAUUCUGCACCAAUGCCAGGAGCACUUCCUCCUACCCCAGGUGCUAGCGAAGGUGAAUCCGAAUCCGAAUAUGUUCUGGUCUCAAGAAGGCAGAGUGCUGACACAGCGGAAGAUGGAGACAACCCUCCACACCAGAAGUAA